AUGGAAGUCACAAUGGAAAACCUUGGCAACCUUCACGGCGUCUCGCACUCACAGGCAGGGGACCUGAUGAGCUCCUCACACGCUCGGCAGUCCUCCGCCCCUUCUCACCGGAACCUAGUUUCUCACGCGCACGGCCGGUCGGCGAUGGUGUCCAGCAUGGCCUCGAUACUGGAUGGUACCGGGGACUACCGGACAGACCCCUCGUCGCUCUCCGGCCACCUUCACCCGGCCAUGAGCAUGUGCGAGUCCGGGAUGAGCCUGAGCAACACCUACACCACCCUGACACCUCUCCAGCACCUACCUCCCAUAUCCACCGUCUCCGACAAGUUCCACCACCCACACUCCCACCACCACGCAGCCGCCCAACAGCGACUCUCUGCGGGGAAUGUCAGCGGGAGCUUCACGUUAAUGAGGGAUGACCACCGGGGGCUGGCGUCUAUGGGCAACCUAUACUGCCACUACCCCAAAGAUAUGUCCAGCAUGGGCCAUGGGUCCCUCUCCCCACUGUCCAACGGCCUUGGCUCUUUGCACAACUCCCAGCAGACGCUCUCAGCCUACGGUCCAAGUGCUCACCUCUCCAAUGAUGCCAAGAUGCUCUCCCCCGUGACAGGCUUCGAGUCCCACGUCACUAUGCUGUCUCGGAGCGAGGAGCACAUUGCCAGGAGUUUAGGUGGCCAUGGACACGGCAUGAUCUCCAACCUCAACGGGAUGCACCAUACGCACAGCCACCUCCACUCCCAGGCCAAUGGGGCAGCGAUGCUGGCCGAGCGGGAGAGGCACGGUGCUGGGGCCGGCCAGGGAGGAGGGUCAGGCGGGCAGGCGGAGGAGAUCAACACUAAGGAGGUGGCUCUGCGGAUAACAGCGGAGCUGAAGCGCUACUCCAUCCCCCAGGCGAUUUUCGCACAGAGGAUCCUAUGUCGGUCCCAAGGGACCCUCUCAGAUCUCCUGCGGAACCCCAAGCCGUGGAGUAAACUCAAGUCUGGCAGAGAGACGUUCCGGAGGAUGUGGAAGUGGCUCCAGGAGCCCGAGUUUCAGCGGAUGUCUGCCCUUCGGUUGGCUGCCUGUAAGCGGAAGGAGCAGGACCAGGGUCGUGAAAGGAACCUGGUCCCCAAGAAACAGCGGCUGGUUUUCACCGACCUGCAGCGCCGCACGCUGGCGGCUAUCUUUAGGGAGAACCGCCGGCCCUCCAAGGAGAUGCAGAUCACCAUCAGCCAGCAGCUGGGCCUGGAGCUCUCCACCGUCUCAAAUUUCUUCAUGAAUGCACGGCGACGCUGCCACGACCGUUGGGGGUCCACCGGAGGCGUUGAGGGGAACGAGCACGGGGGUGUGCAUGGGAACGUGCAUGGGCACGGUCACAUGCACGCUCAUGGGAACAACAACAACGCCGGUUCAUCCACGGCGCAACCGGGUACCUCCUCUGCUACCACCUUCUCCAAGGAAUGA
Molecule: messenger RNA, 1443 nt
Organism: Oncorhynchus keta (chum salmon)
Lineage: Eukaryota; Metazoa; Chordata; Actinopteri; Salmoniformes; Salmonidae
Product: hepatocyte nuclear factor 6-like
Exons: 2
Coding region: 1-1443 (480 amino acids)
Biological process (GO): regulation of transcription by RNA polymerase II
Cellular component (GO): nucleus
Molecular function (GO): RNA polymerase II cis-regulatory region sequence-specific DNA binding; DNA-binding transcription factor activity, RNA polymerase II-specific
Source: RefSeq, a predicted model, not a curated record